AUAAUACCCUCACAAUGAUGGGGUACGCUUGUGUCUUCGUCAUUCUAGCUGUUUUGCAGGCAAUAUCAGCAGAGGAUCCUCCGGGAUUACCGCCAUUUUUAAAGGAUGCUCCCGAAAAAUGUAAAUCGCCACCGCGUGUAAAAAAUCCUAACGAAUGCUGUAUAUCUGAACCGUUCUUCAAAGAAGCAGAUUUUAUUGAGUGUGGCAUCGAGAAACCUGGAUCAGAAAGAGGACCGCCCGACUGCUCGAAACAAAACUGCCUUUUAAAGAAAUACAAUUUACUGAAAAAUGACGAAACUCCUGACAUUGAAGCCAUCAAAAGCUUACUGGAUAAGUACAUUGAGAAAAACCCUAGCUUCAAAUCCUCCGUGGAGAAAGCUAAGGAGUGCUUGCGAGAAGAUCUUCCUGGACCUCCACAAAUCUGCCUUGCUAAUAGAAUGACGCUCUGUAUUGGAACUGUGUUAUUAAUGGAAUGUCCAGACGAGAAGUGGAAUACAACCGACGAUUGCAAAGCUUUCAAAGAUCACAUGACGGAAUGCCAGAAAUAUUUCCCGAAGUAACGAUUUUUUAAAUACCAUUAAAUAUCGAUUUGUGAAUUUUUGUUUUUAAAUAAAUGACAGAAGAAACCUUAUCUAAUGAAGA
Molecule: messenger RNA, 642 nt
Organism: Bombyx mori (domestic silkworm)
Lineage: Eukaryota; Metazoa; Arthropoda; Insecta; Lepidoptera; Bombycidae
Product: odorant binding protein LOC100307012
Source: RefSeq, marked predicted